AUGAAAAUGGACCUCCGCCUCAUUGCCAUUGACAAAAAUCAAUGUGAAAAUCAUGGGUAUGGUGAGGUUGCCAAACAAUGCUCAGUUCCAAAAUAUUUCAGAGAUAAACGAAAGGCCGUUAUUGCCUGUAAAGCAUUGCUCAACUCGAUUAUUACUUCCAACGCAAUUGACCAAGAAAAAGAAAGCAUAUUCAUUCCAUAUCUCAUAGUAAUGGGCUUUGAAAUGCAUAUAUGUGUUGUACACCUCGAAUCUGACCAUUUCUAUAUCACCCAAAAAGUAAAAAGCAUCGUCUUCCCUUCUAGACUAGCGGACCUUGGUGAAGAAUCUAUUGAAUUGGCAAAUGGUCUUUUGGAUCUCGUUGCGAUGUGUGAAGCGAUAAAGAAGCAAGCUUGUAGUGCCACAGUAAAACAAAGAGGAUAUGGUACCAGUAAGACUGUUUGGGACAAUGUGGAUGAACAUGAGUUGGAAGACGAGAUCAGCGAUGAUGAAGUUGACGACGAUGAAGUUAAUGAUGAAAACGACGAGGAAGAUAAUGAUGAUGAAGGCAAUAAUGUUUAA
This is a messenger RNA of Gilbertella persicaria, 558 nucleotides long. RefSeq lists its product as uncharacterized. The record is from RefSeq and is a predicted model, not a curated record. NCBI's taxonomy places the organism in Eukaryota, Fungi, Mucoromycota, Mucoromycetes, Mucorales, Choanephoraceae. The coding region runs from base 1 to 558 and encodes 185 amino acids. The transcript is spliced from 3 exons.